AUGGACUGUAUUUUCCAAAUAUUAGCGUUGGAGUUUGUGAUGAACUUAGGCCGAGGUGGAGGAGUACAGCAGAAUGACGCUCUUCUCAUCUACCCCCCUGCUGAUAUAAAAUCUGUGAUUGACAAAACGGCUGAGUUCGUGGCGAAGCAUGGUGAUGAGUUUGAGAGGAGGGUUAUGGUACAGCAGGCUAAGCAGGCUAAGUUCGCCUUCUUGGCACCGGGGAAUCCCUAUAGGAGAUAUUACGAACAUAGGGUGGCUGAACUGAGGGAGGGGGUCAAAGGGGAGUCGGGUCCAGCAAUGCCUAAGGAGUUGGAGGAUUAUAAGAAGAAGGAGGAGGAGAAGCGUCGGAAGAGGGAGGAGCGGAAGAUGCUGAUGGAUGGUAUGGCUAGGGAGAUUAAACCGCCGCCACCAGAUGUGUACACGGUUGAUCAUCCCUUUAUCGCCCCGAUCGAUAUGGACAUCAUUAAGAUCACAGCACAGUUCACGGCUAAGAAUGGCAAUCGAUUCUUACAGGGUUUGGCGGCGCGUGAAAGUCGCAACCCUCAGUUCGAUUUCGUGAAGCCGAACCAUCCCUUAUUCGCCUACUUCCAAGCUCUGGUUGACAGCUACACGAGAGCGCUGUUGCCUCCACCAGACGAUCUGGAGAGGAUCAAAACGUAUAUUGAGAAUAAGCAAGCAGUGGUGGAUAGAGUAAUGGGACGCUUUCAAUACGAUCAGCAAGAGGCUCGGCGGAAGGCUGAUAAGGAGGAGAGGGAGAAGGAGGAGCGAGUGCAAAUGGCUGCUGUUGACUGGCAUGCCUUUGUCGUGGUGGAGACUAUAGAUUUCAAACCUGAGGAUGACGAGUUGCCUCUUCCUCCACCCAUCUCGGGCACAACUGGCAAGCGCCCUAUGACGGAGGCACCGCAGACGUUGGUCGGCAGUGCGGAGGCUGCUCGAGCUGUUAUAACGAGGGAAAAGGCGGUCACUGGGGAGGUAGGGAAAAGUAAAGACAAUACGGCGGAGGGGGAGAUGGAGGUGGAGGAGCAACCGGCUGAAUCUCUGCCGCUACCUGAACUGGCGCCGGCUCCAGCAGUGGUCCGUACUGACUACCAUCGUAAGCCUAAGCGUGCGGUAGAGUCUAGUGAGGAUGAGAAUAGACUGGUUAAAUGUCCGAUCACAGGGCAGAUGGUGAGGGCCAGCGAGCUGUCGGAGCAUCUACGAGUGGUGUUGUUGGACCCGAAGUGGAAGGAACAGAAGGAGAAGGUACUGGAUAGGGCGAGACAAGACACCAACUAUGAUCAAGUUAAUAUCGAAACUAAUCUUGCCAGCUUUAUUAUAAAGAGACCUGAUCUGUUCGGGACGGUUGAGGAAGAAAUUGAGCACCAGGCUUCGGUGGCUGCUGAGCAGUCUAUGAUGACGGCCUCCUAUGAUGCUGGUCCGCAGGCUAGUAAUGUGACAGAUGCGGCGAACCAGAUGCCGGGGCUCUUUGGGAUGAGAGCUCCUAUGCCGGGCAUGCCGCCGUUACCGCCUCAGAGGUCUAUGCCUCCGAUACCGGCAUCCCAGCAGCCCCCUGUAAAGAAGGCGAAGAAGUGA
Messenger RNA from Perkinsus marinus ATCC 50983, 1572 nucleotides. Its product is annotated as pre-mRNA splicing factor SF3, putative. The record is from RefSeq and is a predicted model, not a curated record. Bases 1 to 1572 code for a protein of 523 amino acids. Gene Ontology annotation, cellular component: U2 snRNP; catalytic step 2 spliceosome; U2-type prespliceosome. NCBI's taxonomy places the organism in Eukaryota, Perkinsozoa, Perkinsida, Perkinsidae. Gene Ontology annotation, molecular function: RNA binding. The transcript has 13 exons. Gene Ontology annotation, biological process: regulation of alternative mRNA splicing, via spliceosome; mRNA cis splicing, via spliceosome.